UGCGUCAUCACGCUACGCCACUGCUCGAGCCUGGGAAGAUGGCGGCGGCCGUUCUUAGUGGGCCCUCCGCGGGCUCCCCGGCUGGGGCUCCUGGCGGGACUGGGGGUCUCUCUACGGUGGGGUCGGGCCCGCGUCUGCGUCUGCUGCUGUUGGAGAGCGUUUCUGGGUUGUUACAGCCGCGGACGGGGUCCCCCGUUGCCCCUGUGCAUCCCCCAGUCCACUGGGCCCCACAUUUGCCCGGGCUCAUGUGCUUAUUGCGGCUGCAUGGGACAGUGGGUGGGGCUCAGAAUCUUUCAGCUCUUGGGGCUUUGGUGAAUCUCAGUAAUGCACAUCUUGGUUCCAUCAAAACUCGGUUUGAAGGCCUGUGUCUGCUGUCCUUGCUGGUAGGGGAGAGCCCCACGGAGCUGUUCCAGCAGCACUGUGUCUCCUGGCUUCGGAGCAUUCAGCAGGUGUUGCAGUCCCAGGACUCACCACCCACCAUGGAGCUGGCUGUGGCUAUCCUGAGGGAUCUGCUCCGGUAUGCAUCCCAGCUUCCCACGCUGUUCCGGGACAUCUCCACCAACCACCUUCCUGGGCUUCUUACUUCCUUGCUGGGCCUCAGACCAGAGUGUGAGCAAUCAGCUUUGGAGGGAAUGAAGGCUUGUGUGACCUAUUUUCCUCGGGCCUGUGGCUCUCUAAAACCCUACUACUACCGCCACCCCUUCUAA
Molecule: messenger RNA, 707 nt
Organism: Peromyscus eremicus (cactus mouse)
Lineage: Eukaryota; Metazoa; Chordata; Mammalia; Rodentia; Cricetidae
Gene: Pelp1
Product: proline, glutamate and leucine rich protein 1
Exons: 6
Coding region: 39-707 (222 amino acids)
Biological process (GO): rRNA processing
Cellular component (GO): nucleus
Source: RefSeq, a predicted model, not a curated record